Molecule: messenger RNA, 1395 nt
Organism: Ilyonectria robusta
Lineage: Eukaryota; Fungi; Ascomycota; Sordariomycetes; Hypocreales; Nectriaceae
Product: Gti1/Pac2 family-domain-containing protein
Exons: 1
Coding region: 1-1395 (464 amino acids)
Molecular function (GO): DNA binding
Source: RefSeq, a predicted model, not a curated record
AUGGCUAUGUCAAGUCCAUCAAACCCUUUAAAUCCCACAUUUGAGGGUCAUAUCGCAUCCACGAUCGAUGCCCUCAUCCUCUUCGAGGCCUGCCUGUCAGGCCAGCUGAACCACGUCCCCCGCCGGCCACAUGACCGCGAGCGACAGGACCUCAUCAAGAGCGGCAAUGUCUUCAUCUACGAGGAGCACGCCUCCGGCAUAAAGCGAUGGACCGAUGGCGUCUCUUGGAGCCCUAGCCGCAUCUUGGGCAACUUCCUCAUCUACCGCGAGCUUGAGAAGCCCUUCCCCCCGGGCGAAAAGAAGCGAGCCCUGAAGAAGAACAAGAAGCCCCAGCAGGGCGUCAGCAAGAGUGAAACCCCCUCGCGCCCUGGCAUGGGCUUCCCAUCUGCCAUGGAUCCAAACGCCGGCGGCAAGGAUUCAGAGAGAGCCUUGAUCGGCUCUCUAAUCGACUCGUACCCGUUCAAAAACGACGGUCUCGUCAAGAAGACCAUCAGCGUCUCCUUCCAGGGCGUGCCCCAUCAUCUGGUCAGCUACUAUAAUGUCAACGACGUAAUGUCUGGUCGCUUGACCACGCCGACCAAGCACCCCAAUCUCCGGAAUGUCAUCCCCCGUUCUGAACUUAUCAUGUCUCAAAACUUCCGCGCACCCAUCGACGAGGUUGAGUGCAACCCAGACGAUCGGAUGGGCCCACACGCCAUGUUCGGGUCUUUGCCCGGCCACGACUACGGUGGCCAAGGAAGCGUUCUACAGCGCGCCAUGUCGCUGCCAAGCUUCCAACCCGUCCAGAUGUCACCAUAUGGAGCGCCAGCACAUUAUGGCUUCCCGUCUCACCCGCAACAUCCUCCGCCGCCGCCGCAGCAGCAGCAUUCCUUCGUCAGUUCAGUGCCUCCCAGCGCUUCGCCAAUGUCGUAUGCGCCACCGACUCAGGGUAAUUACGCCCUCGAUCCUACCAGAACGAACCGGUUUGCGACAGGGACCACUAUGGCCCACGAAUUCCCCAGGAAUAUGCCGACCCAUAGCCCCCCACGCCGACAUUCGACAUUCGACGCCGCCCCUGCGGCAGACCUCUCAACUAUGUCCCUUAGCUCGAUUCCAGAGGCGCGGAGCAUUACCGGUGCCUCUUAUUUGAGUGGCCCCUCGUACUAUAUGCCACAUCGAUCGGCACCCAUUCAGGGCCAUGAACACAACUUUCCAUCUCCUCGCCAGAUGAAGGCGGAUCCAGAUAGCCUAGGGGGAGACGACGGAAGCUCGCAACACUAUGGGCUAGAAGAAAACGGUGCCACUUGGGGCUUCGAUACGAUUGACGGGUCCCAAGAGGCGCAGUACUUCGCUGGCAGUUCAACAGCGGGCUCCCAGCAGUGGUCAAAUGGACCCAACAGCCUGGGUAGGACCUGA